Messenger RNA from Pediculus humanus corporis (human body louse), 1416 nucleotides. RefSeq names its product Crossover junction endonuclease EME1, putative. Gene Ontology annotation, cellular component: Holliday junction resolvase complex; nucleus. The transcript has 4 exons. Gene Ontology annotation, biological process: mitotic intra-S DNA damage checkpoint signaling; replication fork processing; resolution of meiotic recombination intermediates. The record is from RefSeq and is a predicted model, not a curated record. Bases 1 to 1416 code for a protein of 471 amino acids. Lineage: Eukaryota; Metazoa; Arthropoda; Insecta; Psocodea; Pediculidae.
AUGGAAGUCAUAGAAAUAUUAUCCGAUUCGGAAAAUUCUCAUUCUUCUAACGAUAUCAAAAAUUCAGUUACAUCUGCUAAUAACGAAAAUGAUGUUUUCUUAGUUGAUUGGAACGAUGAAGUUUAUCCUCCAACAGAUUAUCCAAUUAAUGAAGAACCUUUUGAGAACGAAGGUUUAGUAAAUUCUAAGGAAACUGAUGGAAAUGCUGCUUCUUCAACAAAAGAAAAUGAUUUUUUAUCAAAAAAUUUCAAUUUUCCUCAGAAAGAUCUACUUUCUACUUCCAAUUAUGAUGUCAGUGACGUCAGCGACACUUCAAAUUUAUCUGUUUCGCCUCUGAAAUCAAAUUCGUUAAAAAAUUUAUUGCAAAAAAGUCCUAAAGAAAAAAGAAUUAAAAAUAAACUUUCGCAAGAAGAAAAACAAUUAGCAAAAGAUUUAAAAGAGCAAAAAAAACAAGAGAGGGAAAAAUUGAAAGAAGUUAAAAAAGCAGAGCAAUUAAGGCAAAAAAAUGUCAAAGCUAUUUUAAUUGAAAAUCAAAGAAAUCUUAAACCCGAGGAAAAUAUAAAAUUUUUAAAAGUUCACAUAGACAAUGAAAUUGUUAAUUUGAAUUUGGGUGGUAACAUAAUUACUCUAUUACAGCAAAAUGAUAUACAAUAUACUGUUCAAAGUCAAAUUAAAAGUCAUGUCAUUACUUGGAGUAAAAAAAAAAUUCACAAAGAAUUAAACGAUUUCGGAGAGUUUAUUGAAAAAAUUGAAUAUAAAGAUGAAACUGAAUUGCUUUAUGUAAUCGAUUGGAAAAAAACAAUUAAUCUCAUAAAUGAUGAUGAAUUGCUAAGUCACUUGGAAACCAUAAGAACUGCAUACAUAGAGAAAAAAAUCACAUUGGUCAUUUGCGGUUUACAAAAAUAUUUUGAAUUUUGGAAAAAUAAAAAAAAUAACGAUUCAAAAGGUAAAGGUAACAAACUAACAGAAUUAGAAAGAAUGUAUAAAGAAUCUCCUUUAGUCACUAAAGAUCAAUUAGAAUUUGCAUUAUGCGAUUUGCAAUUAUUAGGAAAGCAUAAUUGCAGACUUUUAGAAAAACCUGAAGAAUUAUCAGCUUUGGUUUUAAACAUAACAAAAUCAUUAUCACAAAUCGAUUAUAAAAUAGAUAAACAAAAAAGGCAAGAAGAUGAUUUUGAAUGGUUUGCAAAAGGUGAUUUUUCUCAAACAGUUAAAAUCGAUAAAAAUGGUAAUGGAUUAAUCAAUUUAUGGCAACAACAAAUAUGUCAAUUUAGCACGGUAGGCGUCGAUACGGCACAAGCUAUUGUCAGCCAAUACAAAUCUCCACUUGCUUUAGUUAAAAAAUAUAAAAGUUGCUUGAAUUCUGAAGAAGAGAUUUUGGUUUGUUGUCUUCGAAUAGAAGACUUGGACCUCAGCUGA